Aspergillus glaucus CBS 516.65 is the source of this 648-nucleotide messenger RNA. RefSeq lists its product as uncharacterized. Gene Ontology annotation, biological process: fatty acid metabolic process. Bases 216 to 581 code for a protein of 121 amino acids. The transcript is spliced from 4 exons. Lineage: Eukaryota; Fungi; Ascomycota; Eurotiomycetes; Eurotiales; Aspergillaceae. The record is from RefSeq and is a predicted model, not a curated record. Gene Ontology annotation, molecular function: long-chain fatty acyl-CoA binding.
UAUCAUCGCAAUGUAGAGUUGUACAAAUAGAUUCCCUUCAUAAUUCGCAUAAAUCAGUCAUCAGACUCACAUCCCGGCAAAAAUAGCUAGACUACCCCACUUCUCCCCCACCAUCAACAAGACUCAACCACCUCAACGCAUCUCAUCCUCCAUCACUACAAACCACAAGACCACUCCUAUCGAUCCUAUCUUUAUUCACGAAACAAAACGCCAAAAUGUCCGCCUACCUCAACACCAUCACCAAUACCUCCUCUUUCACCCCCGAGGUCCAAAAUGCCGCGGCCACUGCCGCCACGCUGAGCGGCGAGCAGGCCGAGCUGCUCAAGAAGGGCUUCGAGUAUGCGACGCAGGUCGUCAAGAUGUUGGAGAAGGAUCCUGCGCCGGAGGAGAAGUUGGAUCUGUACAAGUACUACAAGCGCGCGAACAACGAUACCCCCGCUCAGCCGUCGAUGUUCAACUUCGAGGCCAAGUACAAGUACAACGCCUGGAAGGAGAUUAGCCACAUCAGCGAGCAGAAGGCUCUGGUCCUCUACAUCAAGCAGGUUGACACUCUUAUCAACAAGUACGGCACCCGCUCGUAAGCGCAUCUACGCGCGUGUUUGGCAUACAUAUGGCUUUUGGUAGUCUUUUUUUUGGGAGGAUAUCGCU